UUUGCUCUCUAAAUUAAGUAGAAAUAACAAAAUCAGACGUUUGUUUCUUUGGCUUUGAAAGUUCAAUCACUUUCCCAUUUUCCCGGUGGUCCGGCGGCUACCUCAUCGGCAACUGAGAAAAAUGUCUGAAAAUCACCCUCAUGUUCUCAUCUUUCCUUAUCCAGCACAAGGACAUAUGCUUCCCCUUUUGGAUUUCACUCAUCAGCUAGUCAACAAUGGAGUAUACAUCACUAUUUUAGUCACCCCCAAAAAUCUCCCCUUCUUGAACCCCCUUCUUUCCAGGAACCCAUCAAUCAAAACUCUCGUUUUGCCUUUUCCAUCUCACCCUUCAAUUCCCGCCGGCGUAGAGAACGUCAAGGACCUUCCUGCUAAUGGGUUCCUUUCCAUGAUGUGCAAUCUCGGAAAACUUCGAGAUCCCAUAUUGGAAUGGUUCCACAACCAUCCUUCGCCGCCGUCAGCUAUUAUUUCUGAUAUGUUUUUGGGGUUUACUCACGAAAUCGCCACCCAGCUCGGUAUUCGCCGGUACGUAUUCUCCCCCUCCGGCGCGUUGGCCCUAUCUGUUGUUUAUUCACUUUGGCGUGAAAUGCCCAAAAGGAAAGACCCGAACGAUGAAAACGAAAAUUUUCACUUCCCCAAUAUCCCCAAUUCCCCGAAAUUCCCCUUUUGGCAGAUCUCUCCUAUUUACCGGAGUUAUGUUGAAGGGGACCCAAGUACAGAAUUCAUCAGAGAAUGCUAUCUCGCUGAUAUAGCGAGUCACGGAAUCGUUUUCAACACGUUUAUCGAAUUGGAAAAUGUGUAUUUGGAUCAUCUGAUGAAAGAUUUGGGUCACAACAGGGUUUGGUCUGUUGGACCAGUACUUCCUCCGGGAGAAGAAGAUGAUGUUUCCGUCCAAUCAAACAGAGGCGGUUCGAGCUCUGUUUUAGCCAGUGAAAUACUAGCAUGGCUCGACAAAUGUGAAGAUCACUCAGUUGUAUACGUCUGUUUCGGCAGUCAAGCUGUGUUAACAAACAAACAAAUGGAGGAACUAGCCAUUGCUUUGGACAAAAGUGGUGUCCAUUUCAUUUUGUCAGCCAAAAGAGCCACCAAAGGACACGCUUCAAAUGAUUACGGUGUGAUUCCGUCUUGGUUUGAGGAAAAAGUGGCUGGACGGGGCCUGGUUGUUAGAGACUGGGCCCCACAAGUGUUGAUUUUAAAACACCGAGCUAUAGCCACAUUCUUAACUCACUGUGGUUGGAAUUCGACUCUCGAAAGCUUGACAGCAGGAAUACCAUUGUUAACAUGGCCGAUGGGUGCUGACCAAUUCGCCAAUGCAAACCUUUUAGUUGACGAGCAUGAGGUAGCUAUUAGAGCCUGUGAAGGUGUGCAAACGGUACCAAAUUCAGACGAGUUGGCUGCGCUACUGGCGGAAGCUGUGCAAGGAAACAAGGUAGAAGACCGGAGACUUCGUGCAUCGAAGCUACGAAAAAUUGCAAUUAAUGGCAUUAAAGAAGGCGGGAACUCAUUUAAAGAAUUGGCAGCGUUCGUAAAACAUUUAAGGGAGGAGGCUACAAUAAUCGAAGCGUAAAACUAACUUUUGAGGCAAUUAAAAAUUCUAGAAAGUCCAAAUCAUUAGAUUUAUCGUUUACGAUACAAAUAUGUAAGCAUAGAUUAUUUUAUGGACAAGUGUUUGCAAAUUUGAAACUUCAAUCUAAAAAUAUGCAAUUAAUAUGUCAAGUGAAAAAAUGCUUCUGUUAAUAA
This is a messenger RNA of Solanum lycopersicum (tomato), 1737 nucleotides long. RefSeq names its product UDP-glycosyltransferase 89B2. Lineage: Eukaryota; Viridiplantae; Streptophyta; Magnoliopsida; Solanales; Solanaceae. The record is from RefSeq and is a predicted model, not a curated record. Gene Ontology annotation, molecular function: UDP-glucosyltransferase activity.